Acanthoscelides obtectus is the source of this 2447-nucleotide messenger RNA. Lineage: Eukaryota; Metazoa; Arthropoda; Insecta; Coleoptera; Chrysomelidae. The record is from the annotation of a GenBank genome assembly.
GUUAGGUUAUCGCGGCCUUCGCACAAGUUCAAGGCACCAUCCGCGGUCCACUGCCCCCGAUUCUAGAUUCACCAUGAGAUUGUUAAGGAACUACAGUGAUUGCUUCUUCCUGCUCUGUUUGAGUUUCUAUGUACUGUUUUUCUGGUUCGUCGAGGGUGCAGAUGCGGAAGCGGCUACGAAUUCAUCCGCUUUGAUAAAAAGUGCCGUCGAGGGACUCUCGAGGGGCGGCAGGGAGUACAAUUUGAUCUACGCGAGACUGAUCGGUUGUGCGGUGCAACGGGAUACGCGGUGUUUUGUCGAUAUCGCCGAGGAUUUUCUGGAGAAUAAGAGGAAUGAACUGCUUGCCCAAGCGGACCGCGAGAUCCUCCAAAGGGUAGGAGGCAGGGCGGACCAAACGAACACCCCAUCCCAACUAGCCAAGUCCAUAGAAAAGAUCAUCUUCGAACUGAGUAGUUUAUUCAAGAACGGUAUCGGGGGACUGCUGAGCCCCAGGGACGGCGACGAAGAGCUCGAAGACGAAGAAGAAGAAAAGACUGAAGACGAAACCAAAGAUGGAGUCUCGAGCAGGGGCAGCGCGAAGCAAGAAUACAGGCUGGUUGAAAAAAAGAAGAAGAAGAAGCCGUUGAAGCAACUGUUCCGAGUCCUCAAGAUAUCGGUAUUGGCGGCGGUGGUGGCGAUGAAGGUAUUCCUUUUGGUACGGGUGUUCGAAGCCGCUUUGAAGUUCAAACUGCUAAUGUUGGCCUUGGUGACAGUGGCCUUCCAAGGAGUGAAGCUUUAUCUGGACAUUAGGUCUAGCAAACAGCAUCAUCACGAAGAAGGAAUUGUGUUCAGGAACCCGCUCGAAUCUGGGGUACAUGGAGGAGAUACGUGGAGUGAACCAGGUGUGCCUGGCUUAUCAGGGGAAUACCAUGGGAGGAAUUUGGAUGGGCAGCAUCUGGCAUACUCCAAACAACGCGGAUCGUAGAUGGUUUCAGUAAAAGGUUCAUAAAUUAGUCUAGUCUGUAAAUUAAGUGAUGAUAAUAACUUCCUUCUGAAGCCACACAGCGUUGGAGACGGUUCUUCCGCUCCUCAUAGCAGUGCUGGAACUCCGAUACUAGAAUAGCCUUCAGCUGGUCGGUUACAGCCGUUUCAAUGUUUUCGGCUGACCCAAAAUGAGAUCCCCUGAGGUGACUUUUCAACUUCGGCAAGAGACAAAAGUCACACGGACUCAAGGCUGGCGAAUAAGGAGGCUGAGGAACUACAGGAAUGUUUUUACUGGCCAAAAAUUCGUUCAUUGACAGUGCUGUGUGACGAGGAGGAUUAUCAAAUUUAACUCUUCUUCGAUUCGACUCUCUCUUCUGAAAAUGGCUUAAACCUCCGUAGGCCUGUUCAGAAUGAGUUUCUAUUGCGCUGUGCCCAAGUCUGAAGCAAAACCUGAUAUCACACCGUUGCUUGAAAUUGAUGUAACUCCCACCAAAUAACUGCGAGCGAGUUCAAUCGUGUACUGAAGGCGGACGUUCCGCUGGCUCCCCUACAAGCCCGGCGCAUCAAGUGUUGCCGGAUCGAACGCUACGUUGCCAGUUUCAUCACUUAAUCUACAGAUCUCGUACCAAUAUGUCGAAGCGAAUGAUUGCUGUGCAGAUUUUUUGAAUAACUAGACGUCUUUAAAAAUACGUAAAUAUUCAACAAGACGCGAGUUUAACGUAAUUCACAAAAUUCGCUAGGUUUUUGGUAGGUAGUCGUGAAAUUACUAUUAUGAAAAACUGCGUCAGCAAUUACCAUCGAUCCUUACCAAUUACAGAUCCAUAUCAGUAUUGUUACAAUUUUGGCUGCCAUGUUUAAAAUUAACUCUAAUGUCGACAGAAAAAUACCUACUAUUGGUAUCUUCUCAUUUGGGAGCUUCUCAAAAUUAUGGAAUGAUUGGGAUUUAUGUGAACAUCACAACUAUUGUUACAAAAAUAGGACAGAGACUGUCAAAACCUCUAUCACAUUUAGUAAACAAAUGUAAAUCAUGUGUGGUGUGCCUUAAGACAGUACUAGGGCCACUAUUAUUUAAUCUCUAUUUAAAAGACGUGUUCAAAAUUAAUAGUAAGGGAAAGAUUAUGUGUUUCGCGGACGACACCCUCACAUUAUAUAAAGCUGAUGACUGAGAUACACCGAAGCAAAUUGCUGAUAAGGAUUUUAUAAAGAUCAUUAACUGGUUUGAUAGUAAAAUGUUAACAGUUAGAAGUUAAUUUUGCAAGCCAUUUUUUUGUUUAUUCAGCUUUUUUGUUUUAAGGGAGUAACAAAUUGUUGUCGUGAUAUUCAGGUAGACAUGCGCUUUUCUAAAAUUCUUUCGAUGACAUUGCCUAUAGUACACAUAUACUAGCUUCCGCGGUAUGUAAAUGCUACAAUGCUACAUCGCCUAUCUAACUGCACAUAUAAUUGAAUGAAUAUUGUAAUACUGGGAUGAACAAUUUAUUUUGUAG